This is a messenger RNA of Batrachochytrium dendrobatidis JAM81, 462 nucleotides long. RefSeq lists its product as uncharacterized. NCBI's taxonomy places the organism in Eukaryota, Fungi, Chytridiomycota, Chytridiomycetes, Rhizophydiales. The record is from RefSeq and is a predicted model, not a curated record. The coding region runs from base 1 to 462 and encodes 153 amino acids. The transcript has a single exon.
AUGGGACCGAUGCCGAGAUAUUUGCAAAUCAGACAAUUCAUUGGCCAAGACCUGCUUGCUCUCGAAGGAUGCUUUCCAAAUCAGGAGUUUGUUGAUUACACUCGGCAAAUGUUCAAAUGGAAUCACACAAUGUGCCAUUUGUACAUUGCGUAUUAUCGGUUUCUGAUUGACUAUCCAGUGUUUGUGUACUCUGGCUUGCCUUGGACUACAAUUCGCAAUGAAUGCAUUCUCUGGAGGAGAUGGCUGGAUAGCGAGGAAGCAAAUGCUUUACCAACAUCCGAUUAUUCGUCGUCUUCAUUCUGGGAGGGAACCUUACCACCUUAUCGAGAGAACCAAAGUAAAUCUAAACCAAGCGAAUCUCCAUCCAGCUUCCAUUCGUUUGAGGAGGAAACGGAGGGCGAAGGUGUAGCAACUGGAAGUGAAAUGGUGAUUUCAACAAGUCUCAGCAAUCUAAACAUUUGA